AUGUACGAAAUAAAUUUCCUCAACAAGUAUAUUACAAUCCCCAUCCAGGAUGACUUCCACCACACGCGGUGCCCAAAGCUCCCGUUGGAAUGUGACGGUAACGUCACCAAUUCCACAGCGAGUUCCCAGCGUGGGUUUAACAGCGCCCAGAAUAGCGGCGGCAAGGUACUUAAAGGGGAGGCGAGCGGGCAGCGCUCAGACCGGACACCGAGACUGACCGAGCGGACACGGGUAUCUGCGGGAAACAAGAUGAAACUUUCGCCUGACGCCACUCUCAUCGCCUCUGUUAGAGAGGAGGACGCGCGGCGGAGGGAGUUUUACGCGGCAGAAUGGGACGACCUGAUCCUGAAAACGCGGCCCCACGACCGGUGGUCUGCGGCGGAGCGGAACGGCUGCCGGGGGGAGAGCUAUGCGAGGAAGGGGCAGGUGAGCUACCUGCUACAACGCGGCCCGGACCUGCGGCUCCGGACGGGACUCCUUGGCCGUGAGCUGACCGAGUAUCACCUGCCGCUGCCCAUCUUCACACCGGCCCAGGUCGGCGCCGGCACCGAGUGGUCAGAGGCGGAGCGGGAGUGGGAGCGGUCGCAGAGCCCGAGCGGCGUCUGUCCCAACAAGAAGGAGAUCUCGGCGAUCACCAGAGAGUUGCCGCCGCUCAUGCAGCCCGCGUCCCUGGGCAAGAAGCCGGACAUGGCCCGCAGGUCCCUGUCGCGCUCCAUGUCACAGGAAGCGCAGCGGGGCUGAGCUGCCCGGGUCUAUCCCCGGCGGACGGUGCAAGGAACCGGCAUGUGUUGGGCGGGGGCAGGUUGGCAGCGGGGCGGCGGAGACGGAUUUGGAAGCGGGGAGAGAGGCGCGGGAUGACGGGCGGGAGCGGGGAGAGAGGCGCGGGAUGACGCGCGGGAGCGCGGAGAGAGGCGCGGGAUGACGGGCGGGAGCGGGGUUGGAAAGUGCCGGGGAAAUGUGUUUUAUCUUUGUAGAUGUUUGAUGAUUUAUUUUUGUAAUUGAUGCUGAUUUAUUUCUAAUAAACGUGAGUGAGUUUGGACGUCGA
Leucoraja erinaceus (little skate) is the source of this 1045-nucleotide messenger RNA. RefSeq names its product telethonin-like. Lineage: Eukaryota; Metazoa; Chordata; Chondrichthyes; Rajiformes; Rajidae. Bases 1 to 741 code for a protein of 246 amino acids. Gene Ontology annotation, cellular component: Z disc. Gene Ontology annotation, molecular function: titin binding; structural constituent of muscle; protein-macromolecule adaptor activity. Gene Ontology annotation, biological process: cardiac muscle tissue morphogenesis; skeletal muscle myosin thick filament assembly; skeletal muscle thin filament assembly. The record is from RefSeq and is a predicted model, not a curated record. The transcript is spliced from 3 exons.